CACACAUUAUUUACACACAUUAUUUACCUCCACCCUCCAGGGUUAUUGCCGCCCACGUUACUCCCCUGACGGAGUUGUUGACCCCGGGGCCGGUGAUUUACUCCACGCCCCGGUCCGGGCCCCGCCGCUGAUGGAGGCGACGGCGGCCGCGGCAGAGUCUUGUUCUCUGGUCGAUAUUUUAACCGAUGGUGAUUGGGAUCGGCUGACACGACCAACUGAGGAUUACCUAUCACGGCUCAGCGAGGAAUCCACUGAGGUCUUCCGUUUAACCAAUGGAGAACAGCUUGCCAUCACCCCAUCGUCUGUGGCCUUCCUUAAUCUGUUCGAGGACCACGUUGAACAGCGGAUACUGGCCCUGCUGAAUCCGCAGGAUCGCAAGACGGUGGUUGCCGUCUACGUGGGGCAGGGCUGGUGCUCGCUAGACCAGGCUUUGAGGACGUCCAAGCCAGGGAGGCAGGAGCUGGUCCAGGUGCGAUCGGUCGGGGAGCGGAUUGUGCUCUAUCUGCUGAACCGGGUGAUCUGUGGGAGCAGCGAGCUCCCGGUCGACAUCCUCCCAUUCCGGGAUCAUCCCGUCGAUGAGUUUGCCAAGAUCUUCUGGAAGGACCAAGAAGCUGCCGGGUUUUACACCGUGAAGAUGAAAGCGAGCCUGUGCUCCACCCACACCAGCCGGUGUUACCAGCUGCCCGUCCUGGACACCAUCUUUGUCCGCGAGGGACACCGUGGCCGGGGGCUCGGGCGGGAGAUGCUGGAGGACUUCUGCGGCCUGUUUCCCGACGGCGAGGAGGAGCUGGGAAUCAGCCGGCCCAUCUCAGCGGCCAUGUACAGAGUUUGCCACAGGUAUCUGCAGUCUCGACCUGAAGACCAGAAUCGCCUGUGGGAGGUGGAGGCUCCAGGAGACUGGAGCCAAAGGCAGAAUGUCUGGUUAUUGAUCCAAAUGGGAGACAUACCCUCGGCUGACUCUUCGGCCCAUCCGGGUAGCACCUGAGAGGGUCAAAGGGCAAGGAGGGGAAUGUCGGAGUGAAAGAAUGGUGGAACCACGACCCGGAAGGUGUUGCUGAGGGAGGUGGUGGUGGAGGCAGAUAGGACCGUCACAUCCAAGAGACUUUUGGAUAGUUACAUGGAUAUGCAGGGAAUGGAGGGAUAUGGAUCGCUUGCAGGCAGAGUUAAUCUUGGCAUCAUGUACAUUGUGGACCGAAGGGCCUGUCCCUGUACUGUACUGCACAGGGUGGUGAAUCUGUGGGAUUCUUUGUCACAGAAGGCUGUGGAGGCCAAGUCAGUGGCAGAGAUUAUGGGCAGAUAGAUUCUCGAUUAGUUCAGGUGUCAGAGGUUAUGGGGAGAAGGCAAGAGGAUGGGGUUAGGAGGGAGAGAUAGAUCAGCCAUGAUUGAAUGGCGGGAGUAGACCUGAUGGGCCGAAUGGCCUAAUUCUACUCCUAUUCCAUAUGACCCCACUGACCUGUGACGGGGGAAGGUGCAGAGAGACCAUCUGGGGGAGGUUCCUGAUGGAAACAUCUAUGAGACAUCCCAUUGAAGUUGUAUUGUCCAGCAUGUAGCCCUAGUCACUGAGUGCAGGCAACACAUCACCUCAACCGAGAGUCGCCAACUCUCCCGCUCCCAAAUAAGGGACAAAAGGUCAAAAUAUUCCCGAAGGCAAUUCGUUGACCGACUGGGCCGUGGCUGGGCGGGUGAAUGAUGAGUUGGCCCCGGGUGCUGGACUGUACAUAAAGCCCAGCGGGGGCGGGCCAGCUGAGGAGUUUUGGCCCGGGGGCCACGUGCAAAGUUCGGCGCCCCGUCCAACUCGUGAACGGCCGUGAGACGGAGGGGUGGUGGUGGUGUCGGCGGUGAGCGAAGGUCCGAAGGUCGGACAGCUGACCGGGCUUCCGACCGACCGACGGGGCCACGGGCGAGGUGCUGCUGCUGCUGCUGCACUCCACGGGCUGCACUACGUCGGGACGGGUGAGGCAGGGGCCGGACGUG
Leucoraja erinaceus (little skate) is the source of this 1974-nucleotide messenger RNA. It is a transcript of the gene fam169b, whose product is annotated as family with sequence similarity 169 member B. The record is from RefSeq and is a predicted model, not a curated record. Bases 131 to 985 code for a protein of 284 amino acids. NCBI's taxonomy places the organism in Eukaryota, Metazoa, Chordata, Chondrichthyes, Rajiformes, Rajidae. The transcript is spliced from 8 exons.